Messenger RNA from Cuscuta campestris, 897 nucleotides. Lineage: Eukaryota; Viridiplantae; Streptophyta; Magnoliopsida; Solanales; Convolvulaceae. The record is from the annotation of a GenBank genome assembly.
AAGACUAUGAAUCAAUAAUAAAAAUUGACUAAAUUAAAAUACAAAGAUCCCCAUAAUAGAGAUAAUUAUAACUAUUGUCUAACAUUUGCUCUAACGCUAAACUUGUGUCACGAGUGGAAGCUUGAAAACAAUAACAUGGAAUCACGGAGAAGAUAGUGCUUUUGUGAGUAAGUAUGCUAGAAGUAUAGAGUGACUGAGUGAGAUCUUCGCUGCGUGGUGAAUAAACUUGAAAGUUCAUAUGUUGAGUACUCCGUAUUUUUCUGGUGAAGAAUGUUGGCAAUUGAGGUUCAGGUGGGCUGUGCAGUCAGCCGCAUCGAGCAGGCAGAGAGGUCAGCCGCCGCCGCCGUUGAAGCCAGUUCGCGAGAAGCUGCCGCGCAACCCAGGUCCGACCUCCGCGCCGCUCCGCCUCCGUUCAGAUCCAGACUGCCGCCGUCCAGUUUCAGCCACCGUGCGUUCCCGUGCCGCUGCCAGUCGCCUCUUUCUGCUAAGAGCUUCCAAUUUCCGAAGGAGAACAAAAUAAAAGGAAGAGAAAAAGAUUCUCAAAAUGGCAAGGCCAAUUGCUGUGUAGAGAUUUGUUGUAAAGAAGAAGAGUGCCAUGGAACUGCAUCAAAACAAAAAAGCUUCAAUCGUGUUAGAUGCAGUGUGCACAGUGCUGGAAAAGUGGAGAGUUAAGUGCAACAAUGUUAAUAUGUGAAAGCAGCUUCGACAAGCUUCCAACAUGCUUUGCUUCUAGGCAAGCCGCAACGCUGAGCCCUGAGGUAUAUUCGGACACCGGUAGAAAUCGACAAUGGUAUUUUUGGAAAGUCAAUCUUUAUUUUGAACAGGGAUAAUUCAGUUUUGAACGGAGGAAGCAUAAUAUAAUUUUUUUUAAGUUCGAAAUAAAAAUAACAUUAUAUA